Daucus carota subsp. sativus is the source of this 3416-nucleotide messenger RNA. Its product is annotated as homeobox-leucine zipper protein ANTHOCYANINLESS 2. Gene Ontology annotation, biological process: regulation of DNA-templated transcription. The coding region runs from base 397 to 2823 and encodes 808 amino acids. The transcript is spliced from 9 exons. Gene Ontology annotation, molecular function: lipid binding; DNA binding; DNA-binding transcription factor activity, RNA polymerase II-specific. Lineage: Eukaryota; Viridiplantae; Streptophyta; Magnoliopsida; Apiales; Apiaceae. The record is from RefSeq and is a predicted model, not a curated record.
CAAGGCUUUCAGGAGUCCACAUAUUAUAUUUCUAUAUUAUCUCUUCAAUCUUCUCCGUGCUCACUUCAAAACCCCCCACCCUUUUUAUUUUACUCUUCCUUUUCCCUUCUCUUUUCUCCUUUCCAUCUUUUGUUUUAUACUUGUUUCUCCUUUUCUGCAUCUCUGACCAUGCACUGCACCAAAAGCCUAGCUAGGGUUUCUUUCUUUUCUUGAGUAAAUUCUUGCUUUUCUUUUUGUUUAUAAUCAGAGAGGAAGUUUGAGACAUUUGGAUUUGUCCUCGUGUCUCCUCUGCCUCUCUCUCUCAUUUUCUCUUCAUUUUCUUACAUAUUCUACCAUUGUAAUUACUUACAUAAACUAUACUUGUUCCUAAUUUAAUUGUAAUUAGUUGUAAAUUUGAUGAGUUUUGCGGGAUUUCUUGAUAAUAGUUCUGGCGGAGGGAGAAUUGUUGCGGAAAAUAAUUUAGGUUACAGCAGCAACAUGCCCUCUGGUGCAAUUUCUCAGCCGCGCCUCGUAACGCAAUCUUUUGCGAAGUCCAUGAUCAACUCUCCUGGCCUCUCUCUCGCUCUCCAGACGAGUAUGGAGGGGCAAGGAGAUGUGGCGAGGAUGGGCGAGAAUAAUUACGAGAAUACUAAUGUUGGUGGGAGAAGAAGUAGAGAUGAAGAACAUGAGAGUAGAUCUGGUAGUGAUAAUAUGGAUGGAGCUUCUGAUGAUCAAGAUGCGGAUGAUAUGAAGCCACCGCGAAAGAAAAGAUACCACCGACACACUCCACAGCAAAUUCAAGAACUUGAAUCGCUUUUUAAAGAGUGUCCUCACCCUGAUGAGAAGCAAAGGCUGGAGCUUAGCAGAAGGCUUUCUUUAGAGACGCGGCAAGUUAAGUUUUGGUUUCAGAAUCGGAGAACUCAAAUGAAGACUCAACUCGAGCGCCACGAGAAUUCACUACUUAGGCAAGAGAACGAUAAGCUUCGAGCUGAGAAUAUGUCGAUUAGAGAAGCUAUGAGGAAUCCCAUUUGCACAAACUGCGGAGGUCCAGCGAUGAUCGGAGACGUUUCUUUGGAGGAGCAACAUCUUCGGAUGGAAAAUGCGCGAUUGAAAGAUGAAUUAGACAAAGUGUGUGCACUAACUGGCAAGUUUCUGGGACGCCCCAUGUCAUCUUUGGCUAGUCCAACUAGUUUGGAACUUGGUGUAGGAGGAAAUGGCUUUGCUGGUUUAAAUUCAGUUUCCACAGCGUUGCCUUUAGGACCUCCUGAUUAUGGUAAUGGGAUUUCCAGUUCUUUGUCUGUGAUUCCUCAAACUAGAUCAAAUUCGGGGCCAACUGGAAUUGAGAGAUCGAUGUACCUUGAGCUCGCGUUGGCUUCAAUGGAUGAAUUGGUGAAAAUGGCACAGACUGAUGAGCCUUUAUGGAUAAGGAAUUGGGAGGGUGGAAGAGAAAUGCUGAAUUAUGACGAGUACUUGAGAAUUUUUAGUAAUCCUUGUAAUGGUCCCAGGCCUAAUGGUUUUGUUACUGAGGCUUCCCGAGAGACCGGAAUGGUAAUCAUUAAUAGCUUAGCUCUUGUGGAAACACUGAUGGAUUCGAACAAAUGGGCAGAAAUGUUUCCUUGUAUGAUUGCCAGAACUUCGACAACAGAUGUUAUUUCAAAUGGCAUGGGCGGAACUCGAAAUGGUGCACUUCAAUUGAUGCACACGGAGCUACAAGUUCUAUCACCACUAGUUCCUGUCCGGGAGGUGCAUUUUCUGCGAUUCUGCAAGCAACUCGCAGAGGGAGUUUGGGCUGUAGCCGAUGUCUCAAUCGACUCCAUCAGAGAAACUGCCGGUGCACCUCCAUUUUUCAGCUGCAGAAGGCAACCUUCCGGUUGUGUAGUGCAAGACAUGCCUAAUGGAUACUCUAAGGUUACAUGGGUAGAACAUGCAGAAUACGAAGAAAACACAGUUCACCAUCUUUAUCGGCCUCUAAUCGGCGCCGGACUGGGCUUCGGCGCCCAACGAUGGGUUGCCACCCUCCAACGCCAAUGUGAAUGUCUCGCCAUCCUCAUGUCCUCCGCUGUUCCGUCUCGAGAUCAUACCGCAAUAACUGCUAGCGGUCGUAGAAGCAUGCUGAAGCUAGCCCAGAGAAUGACUGAUAACUUCUGCGCUGGAGUGUGCGCGUCCACUGUGCACAAGUGGAACAAGCUCUCUGCCGGAAAUGUGGAUGAAGAUGUUCGCGUUAUGACACGUAAAAGCGUCGAUGACCCCGGUGAGCCACCCGGGAUUGUUCUCAGCGCUGCCACUUCUGUUUGGCUGCCCAUUUCUCCACAAAGACUGUUUGAUUUUCUCAGAGAUGAGCGGUUGAGAAGUGAGUGGGACAUCCUCUCCAAUGGCGGACCUAUGCAGGAGAUGGCUCACAUUGCCAAAGGCCAAGAUCAUGGCAACUGCGUUUCGCUCCUCCGUGCUAGUGCAAUGAACCCGAAUCAGAGCAGCAUGUUGAUUCUGCAAGAGACUUGCAUAGACGCGGCUGGCUCGCUUGUGGUGUACGCGCCGGUUGACAUACCAGCCAUGCAUGUAGUGAUGAACGGUGGGGAUUCUGCUUACGUGGCACUUCUUCCAUCAGGGUUUGCGAUAGUCCCGGAUGGGCAGGGCUCUCGUGGGCCAUCAGGUAAUGGUACAGUCAGCAAUGGUGGGUCGGGUCAUAGGACGGGUGGGUCACUUUUGACUGUGGCCUUUCAGAUAUUGGUGAAUAGUUUGCCUACGGCUAAGCUCACGGUAGAGUCUGUGGAGACAGUUAACAAUCUUAUAUCUUGCACCGUUCAAAAAAUCAAAGCUGCUAUUCAAUCCGAAAGCUCUCUUUGAAGCCUUUGCUCACGUGACUGGAAUGGUAUGAUUUUAUGAUUAUGAUUGUGUUAGUAUAUUAGCAGGUGUUUGCGAUCAGUGAAUUUCUGCGUGCGAUAAUUUGUUUGAAUUGAACUGUUGCGGUGAAGACCCUCGUGCAAGGUGCAGGAGUGCUUCCGAAUUUUGUAGAUGCGAAAGUGUUGUGCAUCGUUUUUAUCAGAGUGUGGUCAUGCCGAUAAACUUGGCAGAUAGUAGUUGAUUGUAACAUGAUAUAAUGAUGGGAGUCUGAGUCAAGAACGAACCGCGGUUUAUGUAUGUAUCCUUGCUAUUGUGGGUGAAGAGCGAGUCAACUCGAAAGGAAUAACUCGGUUUUGUAUGAAUGCAGGGGUGGUGGUUCGGGUAUUGACUCAAGUUAAACUCGUGAAAUUUGUCACGACUGCAAAGAAGCUAGCUGUGUAUGAUUUAUGAAUGUGUGAAUUAUUGGAAGAAGGGUGUUUUAAUUUUGUAUUAACAAAUUGUUUGUUUUUUCUUUUGUCAUAACCAAAUGUAUUUAUGUAAUGCAAUGUUUCGAUUUGUUUUCCAAGUGAUUAAUGUAGCUGAAAUUAUUUGUUGAA